Ailuropoda melanoleuca (giant panda) is the source of this 841-nucleotide messenger RNA. It is a transcript of the gene SEC11C, whose product is annotated as SEC11 homolog C, signal peptidase complex subunit. The transcript is spliced from 6 exons. Gene Ontology annotation, molecular function: serine-type endopeptidase activity. The coding region runs from base 112 to 690 and encodes 192 amino acids. The record is from RefSeq and is a predicted model, not a curated record. NCBI's taxonomy places the organism in Eukaryota, Metazoa, Chordata, Mammalia, Carnivora, Ursidae. Gene Ontology annotation, cellular component: membrane; signal peptidase complex.
GACCCGCAAAGGACAGGGGGCUGGUAGGCGGGGGCCGGGUCGGGCCGGUGCUCCGCAGCUGUCUGUGACACCCGGAGCAGGCGGGCCGUCUCGGCCCCAGGAGAGCCGGUCAUGGUGCGCGCCGGCGCCGUGGGGACGCAUCUCCCGGCGUCCGGCUUGGACAUCUUCGGGGACCUGAGGAAGAUGAACAAACGCCAGCUGUAUUACCAGGUUUUAAACUUCGCCAUGAUCGUGUCUUCUGCGCUCAUGAUCUGGAAGGGGUUGAUCGUCCUCACUGGCAGCGAGAGCCCGAUCGUGGUGGUGCUGAGUGGCAGUAUGGAGCCAGCCUUUCACAGGGGUGACCUUCUGUUCCUGACAAACUUCCGGGAAGACCCCAUUAGAGCUGGUGAAAUCGUGGUCUUUAAAGUCGAAGGACGAGACAUUCCAAUAGUUCACAGAGUGAUCAAAGUUCAUGAAAAAGAUAAUGGGGACAUCAAAUUUCUGACUAAAGGAGACAAUAAUGAAGUUGACGACAGAGGCUUGUACAAAGAGGGCCAGAACUGGCUUGAGAAGAAGGAUGUGGUGGGAAGAGCCAGAGGGUUUUUACCAUAUGUUGGUAUGGUCACCAUAAUAAUGAAUGACUACCCAAAAUUCAAGUAUGCUCUUUUGGCUGUAAUGGGUGCAUAUGUGUUACUAAAACGUGAAUCCUAAAAUGAGAAGAAGUUCCUAGGACCAGAUUGAAAUGAAUUCUGCUGAAAAAGAGAAACCUAAUAUAUUUGAAAUGUUCCACUUUCUGUAUAAAAGGAAACAAUGUGGAGACAUUUUUGUCUUGUCCAAAUAAAUGAUUCAUCAGUAAAAAUUG